GAGCAGAUUACAAGCAGAGAGGACCAGGAUUUGUACUUUGGGGAAGAGCAGUUAGUCAGUGGUUGGUAAAAAUGUCGGAUAUGAUCUUGUAUGGAUAUGAUCUUGUCAUGAUAUAAUCUUCUCACUAGAUUUUAAUUUCACGGACCAUCGGAAACAAUGACUGAACAGUGGGAUUAAAACUGAAUCCAUCGAAAGAAGACCAAACCUAUAAAUAGAGGAGAAUAACCAUGGAAAGAUUGUUAAGAAAUAUUUUGCUUUGUAUUUAGAAUUUAUUUACGACACGGAAGUCUUCAAGUUGAAGGUAAACUAGUUCGAGAGUACGGCGUUACACAUAAGUCUUCAAGUUGAAGUUAAACUAGUUAGAGAGUACGGCGUUAUACAGAAGUUUUGAAGUUGAAGUUAAACUAGUUAGAGAGUACGGCGUUAUACAAAAGUUUUUAAGUUGAAAUUAAACUAGUUAGAGAGUACGGCGUUACACAGAAGUCUUCAAGGUGAAGGUAAACUAGUUAGAGAGCAAUAUGUUACACACAAGUCUUCAAUCUGAAGUCAAACAAGUUAGAAUGUACGCCUUUUCCACCAACGUUCUUCAAAUGAAUCUUUCAACUAGCGUUCCUCUAAAGCGCUCUGAAGGUUACAUUAGGAAAAACUGUUCUAACAAUGUAUUCUCUUUUAUUCGUUAAAUAAGGAACAUAUUUACAUUUCGUCGGAUUAGUCUUUGGAGGUGAUUACUGCGAUAAUCUGUUUUAUUCUCUUUUAUAUGUAAGGGAGACAACAGUCGAUGUGCAGGGUCGUUUCCGUCUGGAUGGACAUUGUAUCCAUCAAUGUCAAGGCCAUUCGAGGUACCAGGCCGCCAAGCAUUUUGUAACCUCAUUUUGAGUUUUUGAAAUAAUCAAUUGCUAGGACGCUCGACCUGGGCGACAGACACACUGUAUCAACUGUGUUAGGGUGGCUCUGGACAAUCAACUGUUUUAGGAUGGCUCUGGACUUUCAACUGUUUUAGGAUGGCUCUGCACUAUCAACUCUCUUUAUGAUAGCUCUGCACUAUCAACUGUUUCAGGUUAGCUAUACAUUCACAAAGCUGGUGUUUCUAUCGAUACGAUAAGCGCCCGGACGUCUGUCGCGAAUGUGUUUAAAGCAGGGGUGUCAAACUCAAUCGCUCGGCGAGCCGAAAUCUCAAGUAAGGUUGCGGGCCGAACAGGAUAAACAUUCAGUAAGCGAAAAAGUAAUCUUUUUUUGAAGACAUAUAUAUCUAAAUGAAAACUGAAAAUUGUUUUAAUAGUUCGUUUUUCGUUCUUACGCCAAUAUGUCAGAGCUGGAUGUUUGGCACAUUUAUUGGCUACGUAAACAAGUAAGUUCGUUUAUUUUGGGAGUGCCAUUCUGUGUCAUUGAGAUUCUCUUACUGGACUGCGAGUGUUGAUCAGUAAGAUGACUCCUGUGUGAUGUUUUGUUAAUCUUCAUUACAGAAAAAAGCUGUUCACACACGUGCUACCAACAAUUUUCAAGUUUCGAGCCGCAUGUAGACGAAGCUGGGACAUCUUUUCAGGAAUGAAUCGAGUGAGCUGCGCAGGCCCAACUGUGUCGUACUUUGCCUUUAGUGUCCCAUUACAAUGCUGCUCUAUUAGCUCCAUCUGCAAAUUUACAGGUGCAGUUUCCACGUCUAUGACGAAUAGGUUACGAAACAGCUUGAAAUUACUUUUCUGUGCUUCAAAGUCCCUAAAGCACCGUGCGAACUCGACGCGAAGUAAGCUAAGUUUUUCAGCAAAGUGUGCAUUGGGAAACACCAUAGCGUUGGCGUGGAUAUAAUUGUACGCCGGUCGAGACCUCCCGGGCCUGAUAAAAUUUUACGGCGGUCCGGAUGUGGCCCGCGGGCUUUGAGUUUUACACAUGUGGUUUAGAGGAUGGGCUGCGUAGGCCGUUGGCUUGAGUAUAUGUAGUUUACCGACAAUAAAACUAAUUUCUUAUAUGCACAUAUAAUGGAAAGUCUUAGUUUAGUAAAGAAUCAUUUGUUGCACCCACAAUGUCUCGGCUUAUACGCGCUAAUACUCGGUUGUUGGCUCUAGUGUUGUAAGGGAAGGUAAAUACUUGACAUUCUGAGCAGGGAAAGAUUUUUAAUUGAUUAUUUUUUUAACAAUUUAUUUCAGGGCGACCCACUUGUCAACACUACUGUCAUGUUUUUAAUAUUUAGUUUGGACAAGUUAUAACCCUCAAAACAUUGAUGGUGGCAAUGCGGAAACGUCUCAGCUGCUAAAGGGACUUGAAAAAUCAUGCAUUCAAAGAACUCACUCUUUAACAUUCCCAAAUUCGUGCUUAACCACCAUCCUAACCAUACCCCAUGGCAUCAAAGCUAUAGUAAUAUUUUAAUGCCCCCCCCCCCAACCUCUGCUUUGAUAUCACAGAUUUAUCGCGCCAAAUAUUUCAGUAAAACAGCAGUUUUCUGGGGAAAAAACAACAACACCCCCCCCCCAAAUAACAAGUCAGUGCUUUCUGAAGAACACGUGCUUUCUGAGAAAAGUAUCAUUUCUGUUGUUGUUUUGAACUAAGUCUAGAGGAAUCAAGUCAUGAAAUGAGAACAUCUUAAGUUUCACCAUUACCCCUUUUAACUGUUACGCCCAUGUAUCUAGAAAUACGCUCCUGGUUACAUCAUGGGGUCUAACAGUGCUCACAACUUUGAUCGUAAAAACAAAUAUUCUUUAAUAACGUCAAAUCCAAGAUUGUAAUAUUAGUGUGUGAAACUCACUGACUGUAGCCACCAUGAUUACAAUUGUAACUUUAAAGUUUGUAGCCACGGUAUUUUAACACAACAAAUUCCCGCUUUCUUCACAGCAAUGUCUUCUGCUGCUGCUGCUGCUCGCCUCGUGCUGUUGACGUGUCUGAUUGCUGCUGUUGUGCUAGGGUCCCCCUUUCCCGACACAGACCCUUAUCUUCAGCACUCAGUGUUAGAACCGCUGGUCAAUAGCACAUCAGCCCCCGCGACGACAGUCAAAAGUGGCUAUGACUACAGAUCGGGAGCAGCUAGAGGAGGACGGAAGUAGAAACCCCUGGGAACCUUCAGGGAACUAUAUGACGUCAGACAACAUGUUCAGAAAUGUCAUGCCAGGCUUGGACUUAGAUGAGAAACAAUCAGUUGUCUAUUUGUAGAAUUCGUAACCAUUAUCUUCUUCUUAACCUUCUUAAUCAUUGUACCAAAUGUAUUAAACAAAAGGGUAG
Molecule: messenger RNA, 3207 nt
Organism: Lymnaea stagnalis (great pond snail)
Lineage: Eukaryota; Metazoa; Mollusca; Gastropoda; Lymnaeidae
Source: the annotation of a GenBank genome assembly